Molecule: messenger RNA, 4326 nt
Organism: Fusarium odoratissimum NRRL 54006
Lineage: Eukaryota; Fungi; Ascomycota; Sordariomycetes; Hypocreales; Nectriaceae
Exons: 3
Coding region: 1765-4326 (853 amino acids)
Molecular function (GO): protein binding
Source: RefSeq, a predicted model, not a curated record
CGGGAAUGCGGGCCAGCUGUCCUGCGUCCCUGGUCUGCGAGGUCUGUGGAGAAGUCGGGCGAGUUGGCUCCGCCCUGCCAGUACUUUGCUGAUUUAUGUUGUCGAUAAUUAUUCACUGUGUCUCAUGCCAUCUAAUCGACAAUUCAUUUCAUUCUUGCGAUUGGUACAAUACUUUCCCCUGCGCGCUAUUUGAAUCGUUCGAAUGCCCAACGGGAUCAUCCCCAAGACCCCAAUGACCGACUUGCCCUCACAACAGGACGGUCCUAGGGGCAUUUCGUCAGUUUCCUUCUUUUUGCCAUUGGUCUAUUAUUUUUGCGUCUGAAAUACACCGCGGCAGCUGAAGUUGGAGCCAAACAAAAGGUGGAACGAUUAGCUUUGGAUGCGCACGUGGCUGCAUCCUGGAUUGGAAGCAAUACGUGGUUGGUUGGCAUAAACGUUGGGCUGCGGCUGUGUGGCUUUCCCAAACACUCUCCGCCUAAGGCUGAAUCUUCGACUUCUGCUCAGAACGCUUCUCCGGCAUCGUCGCAUCAACCACUGUUCCUCCGCUAUCGAGGCGCCACGAGGAACCUGCAUCGAACAGAACCGACCGCAGCCGAUUGACUCCCGAGUUCGCAUUCGUCUUCCCGAAGACCCAGCCGGUUCCUUCGCAAUGGCUACACAAGUAACUACCGAAACCAGAAAUCAUAAUGAAUACACUGUAGGAUAGGUUUGCGCUCUGCCCAAAGAGCAGACAGCAGCCACAGCUAUGCUAGACCAGAGACAUGCAGAUCUCCCAAAGCCGUCAAACAACCCCAACACUUAUACCCUUGGAUCUUUUAGUAGUCAUAAUGUUAUCAUAGCUUGCCUACCCAAAGGACAGAUCGGCAAUAAUACAGCAGCGACUAUUGCCGCUUUUAUGGUCUCCACCUUUCCGUCUAUUAAGUUCGGACUGAUGGUUGGCGUCAGCGGCGGUAUUCCGCCCAAGGUACGACUCGGCGAUGUGGUCGUUAGCACACCAGUAGGCCAGUUUUCCGGGGUAGUCCAAUAGGACUUCGGCAAGGCGGAAGAAGGCGGCAGCUUCAAACGGACUGGCUCGCUGAACAAUCCACCAAUUUCGUUGCUUACGGCUUUGACAAAACUGGAGACGGAGCAUGAAAUGAAGGGGUCCAGGAUACAGGAGUAUCUAGACGAACUGAAACAGAAAUGGCCAAAACUAGAGCCAAAGUAUCUAAGGUCUGAUUCACUUAAGGAUGUUCUGUUUAAAGCGAGUUACGGCCAUGUUACCGAAAGCACGGAUGGCGGCGCCAUCUCCGGCCGUGGAGACGAAGAGGAGGGAGAAGGGAGCUGUCGAUUCUGCGAUAGGACCCAAAUUGUCAGGAGGAAGCCCAGAGAUAUGCGUGUGCAUUAUGGCCUGAUUGCAUCUGGUAACCAGGUCAUUAAGGACGCUACCAUCCGGGACAGACUUACCAAGGAUCUUGGUGGUCAUGUUCUUUGCGUUGAAAUGGAAGCGGCGGGACUGGCCUACAACUUCCCGUGUAUCGUCAUCCGAGGAAUUUGCGACUAUGCAGACUCGCACAAGAAUAAAGACUGGCAGGAACAUGCUGCAGCAGUAGCUGCAGCGUUUGCGAAGGAAUUUCUUCAAUAUAUCCAGCCAGGUGAUAUUAACGGGGAGCACCCAGUGAGAGACAUAAUUAGCCAGGGUUAGUAGUUUUUAAAUGAAAUUGGCAACGACUCCUAACGUUGAGUUUAGUUUGCGAUGUUGUAUCUACAAUUCGAGAGAACGCCAUGCAUACCCGGGCCCAACUGAACAAAAAAGAAGAUGCUGAGAUUCUUGAUUGGCUCACGCCAGUUGACUACGGCCGGCAACAAAGCGACUACUUCGGGAACAGACAACAAGGAACUGGCCAAUGGUUUCUGGAAUCCGCAGAGUAUCAAGAGUGGCUUGAUGCGGACGGCAAGACACUGUUCUGUCCGGGCAUCCCAGGGGCCGGGAAGACGAUACUGUCGUCGAUUGUAAUUAACAAUCUCCACACGCGAUUGUCCGAAAACCCCAGCAUUGGGAUUGCCUACAUCUACUGCAACUUUCGCCAAGAGCAAGAGCAGAAAAUUAAUGAUCUUUUGGCAAGUCUGGUUAAACAACUUAGCCGGGGCUGGCAUUCCCUGCCAGAAAGUGUUAACUCUCUUUAUGGCAAGCAUAAGAAGAAUGCGACACGUCCAUUAGUUGAGGAAUUAUCGGCAACCUUACAAUAUGUGAUUGAGUUAUAUACAAAGGUGUUCAUUAUUGUCGACGCUCUUGACGAAUGCCAAGCUCUUGAUGAUUGUCGGGGCAAACUUUUGUCUGAAAUCUUGAGAUACCAGGACAGGACUGCGGUGAACUUUUUCGCAACAUCAAGGCCUAUUCCCGACAUCACCAAGUUUUUUCAGCAGACUCUUUGCCUUGAAAUUCGCGCGACUAAGGAUGAUGUCACCCUGUAUCUCGAGAAACACAUAGGAACGCUUCGGCCAGUCAUCAAAACUAACUCGCGGCUUCAAGAACAGAUCAAGAUAGGCAUAUCAGAUGCAGUCGACGGAAUGUUUCUCCUGGCCCAUAUUUACCUUCACUUCUUCAUGGAUAAGGUAACAGAGAACGAUGUUAGAAGCGCCUUGAAAGAGAUUCAGAAGCAAAAGCAGGCAUAUGGAGGUAAUAAGCACAAGUUACUAUCGGGUGCCUAUGAUCAUAUAAUGGAGAGAAUCAGUAGACAAAAACUGGGCUUGCGAGAGCUCGCGAUACAGGUUCUCUCGUGGAUUACUUGCGUCAAGCGACAGCUUACGAUAAUAGAACUUCAGCAUGCCCUAGCUACUAAACAAGGCAACCGAACGCUAGAUGCUGGAGACAUAGUACCUAUUGAGGAUAUAGUCUCAGUAUGUGCUGGAUUGAUCACAGUGGACCUCAAACGCGACAGCAUUCGGCUUAAUCACUAUACUGCGCAACAAUAUCUUUUUGAUAAAAGGAACGAAUUAUUACCUAACACGGAGUUUAAUAUUAUGACAACCUGCUUGACGUACUUGUCACUUGAUGCCUUUGAGAGCGGUUUCUGUCGGACGGAUGAAGAAUUUGAAGAGCGGAUGAGGUUGAACCCGUUCUAUCACUAUUCGGCAUGUUACUGGGGCAGCCAUGCUUAUGACAUCAAAACUUUGAGUGGAGCAGCCAUUGAUUUUCUCGAAUCCACUGCAAGAGUAGAGGCAUCGGUCCAAGCCCUGAUAAAUUCAAAUCUUGCAUGGACGCUAUGGAGACCGGGGUAUAGUCAAAAGUUUCCAAGACAACUGUCUGGGCUGCAUUUGACGGCUUUUUUCGGGCUCGAGGACGGUGUACAAGUUUUUGGGUCUAGCUGCUAUACCUUUAACAUGAGGGACAGUGAUGGUAGGACUGCGCUGUCCUAUGCAGCAGAGAAAGGGCACGAUACAGUUGUCAAACUAUGUCUCGACAAAGUUGACCUCGAUAUUGAUUCUAGCGACAAGUAUGAUCGAACACCGCUGUGGUGGGCCGCCACGCGAGGGCAUGAGGCAAUCGUCAAGCUCCUUAUAAAUACGGGAAAAGUCGAUGUUGAUGCUCAAGAUCGAGAAGGUCGGUCACCGCUCCGAUGCGCCGUUGAGCAUGGUUAUGAAGCUAUAAUCAAGUUACUUCACAAUGAGGGAAAAUGCGAUCUGAAUGUUCAAGAUGAAUUUGGCCAAACAGCACUCUCCUGGGCCGCCAAAAGAGGCCAGGAAGCCAGGGUCAAGCUGCUCCUCAAUUCGAGCGGUGUAGACGUCGAUUCUAAAGAUGAAUUUGGCCGAACACCACUGCGCUUGGCUGUCGAGAAAGGACACAAUGCUAUUGUCAGGAUGCUUCUCGAUACAGGAAAUGUUGACGUUAAUGCAAGAGACGUUGAUAGUGAUCAGACAAUAUUCUCGUGGGCCGCCAUGCGUGGACGUGAGUUCGUUGUUCAGAUGCUGCUUCGUACGGGAAAAGUCGACGUUGAUACUAGAGAUAUUCACUUUAGCCGCACGCCGCUCUCGUGGGCCGCCAUGUAUGGACACAAGGCUAUUGUAGAACUUCUUCUAAGUCUUGGAGGAGCUGAACCUGAUGCUCAAGAUUCGACUGGUCGAACUCCGCUAUCGCUGGCUGCUGAAGAAGGACAUGAGGCCAUCGUCCAUCUGCUUCUCAAUACUGGAAAGGUCAACGUGGCGGCUAGAGAUAACAUUUUUGGCCAGACGCCACUCGGUGUGGCCAUCAAGCGAAGACACGAGGCCAUCAAGCGAGGACACGAGGCCAUCAAGCGAAGAUACGAGGCCAUCAUCGACAUGCUACAUCAUCAUUCUAGCUCCUGA